AUGAAGUCGGCAAAGCCGCAGGCUCCAGAAGCCUUGUCGAAUCGACGGUCGCAGCCCGCUCGACAAGCCCGCACGAACCCAGCACGAAACGCCAAUGUUGCCCGCUCGACGGCCGGUAGGGACGAGUCGGUGGGCGAACAGCCUAUCGACAUAUUUCCCGCCAUUACAUACUUCGCCGAUACCAUGACGGCGCUUCCAAAGGAGCUUGUGAGACACUUCGCUUUGCUGAGAGAAGUCGAUGCGAAGAUCUCUGGACCUGAAGAGCAGCUCUUUGGCCUGGUUGGGGACGCGCUCGCCAACACGGCCGCGGAAGACCGCCUCAGAGACGGCCAAAGAGUCUUCCACCUGCCAUUGACGGCUCCAACGAGCUUUCAUAAGCAACCGAGUAACGGCAGGCUUCUCGCUGGGGCUCUGCAGUCGGGAUCGUCAACAACGGCUGGCAACCCACCGACGGAAGAGGACUUGAUUCUCCGUCGCCGCCACCUGUUUGGCCAGAUUUCAUACAAAAUCCAAGAGAUGCUUGUCUCGCUGGAGGAAAAGAAUCAUGUCAUCAACACUGCGAAUGAGGCUUUACAAAGACAGCUGGCACGUGUUGACGACGUGUGGCCCUAUCUCGAGAACGAGUUCAGCGAUGAGGCCAAAUGGGGAAGCACAACGCAUUGGGCUUACCCGGAGAAUCGCAAUGGCCGAACAGCGCAUCCAGAGCGCACCCGGAGGGACGGUGCCGCGGCGAUUUCGGCUGCUGCCCAGGUCAUUGCGGAGGAGGCGGCCGCCAGAAGCGAUGCUAGGAAGCAAGCUCUCCAAGCGAAGAAAACCCUCAAAGCGCAACAGCAACAACAAGAGUCUGACUUUGACGAAAUCGAAGGCCGACAUCAGAAAGGCGAAAACAAGAAGAGUGCGGCCAGCAAGGUGCGCAAGACGGCCGAAACGAGCAACGUUGGGUUAGGUAUCUCCGGUGUCACGAAUGGGAGCGCUCCGCCAAAGAAACGCAAAGCGGAGAACGCAACGAACAGCUUGUCCCAAAGCAAUGGAACGCCGAACUCGUCAUCCGGACCGGCAGCGCCCAAAGGCAAAGUCGCUGCUGCCGCCGCCGAUGCGACCGGUCCGCAGCCAAAGAAAAGAAAAGCCCUCCCGUCUGCUAGUGGUCAAGCAAAGAAGUAUGUAGUCCGGCACCGAACUCAUCAGCGGGCACUAACUGAGUACAGGAAUGGAAUGUCGCCCUCCGUGGCCUCCUCCCCCGUCCUUGGUUCGCUCCCGGAACCCAGGGGCUUGAACCGCGCGUCGCCCGCGCCCAAUACGAACCCUCGACCAGCUACCUCCCGUGCACGUGGAAACUCGAUAGCAUCUCUUGCCGACGCGGCUAAGAACCGCCCGGCGUCUGUCGCGUCUGCACGGGCAAACGGCAACGGCCAAAGCAAUAGCGAGGCUGGCCAGACUACGUCAGUUGCUCGCGCCCCGAGCGUACCACGGUCGAUCAAAGAGUCAAGCGUGCCGUCGAGUAAAGAGCAAAAGAAGGAGCAAGAACGACCCGAGGUCGAGACACCAACAGCUCCUCCACCCCCUCCCGAGAGAAGAGAAACCAAAGCUGCUGCGGCACACGAACGCCGCAAAAGUGAAUCGGUACCGCCAGUACAGACACCAGCGACGGUCACGACCAAGAGUGGACGUGCCAGCAAACCGUCGACACCAGCCCUGCCGACUUUCCAGGAAGCCGCACAGUCUCGGUCGAGGUCUUCGAGGACAGCUGACAAUGGCGGAGCGAAGAAGAGCCACAAGAAGGGGGCAGCGUCAACUACGCAGGCACUCGCCCCGCCGCCAGUCGAGGAGGGGUUGUCCAGUGGCGAAGGUGACAUUGAGGAUGAACCACUGUACUGCUAUUGCAACGGUAUCAGCUACGGGGAAAUGGUCGGCUGCGACUCGGAUGACUGCGAGCGCGAGUGGUUCCAUUUGAGCUGCGUGGGAUUAAAGGUCGCACCAGCUGGUAAGUUCACUUCACGACCCUGCGCCGUGCUCUGCGACGCUAACGAAAAGUAG
Molecule: messenger RNA, 2034 nt
Organism: Emericellopsis cladophorae
Lineage: Eukaryota; Fungi; Ascomycota; Sordariomycetes; Hypocreales; Bionectriaceae
Product: Transcriptional regulatory protein-like protein
Exons: 1
Coding region: 1-2034 (677 amino acids)
Biological process (GO): regulation of DNA-templated transcription
Cellular component (GO): Rpd3L-Expanded complex; nucleus; Rpd3L complex
Source: RefSeq, a predicted model, not a curated record